Drosophila ananassae is the source of this 729-nucleotide messenger RNA. It is a transcript of the gene QIL1, whose product is annotated as MICOS complex subunit MIC13 homolog QIL1. Lineage: Eukaryota; Metazoa; Arthropoda; Insecta; Diptera; Drosophilidae. Gene Ontology annotation, biological process: cristae formation. The transcript is spliced from 2 exons. Gene Ontology annotation, cellular component: mitochondrial crista junction; MICOS complex. Bases 169 to 534 code for a protein of 121 amino acids. The record is from RefSeq and is a predicted model, not a curated record.
UGGAUAUUUACUAACACUUGAAAAAUAAAAAACAUUUCUGCGAGACAAUAAUAUGAUAUAGGAAUUGCUAAAAUUCUAAACGAAAACGACCAGGCUAGACUAGUUUGGAUUCCAUACCACCCUUAAUUGACUGUCACUCUCUCUUCCCAAGAAAUCAAACAAAUCGCCAUGGUUUUGGGAUUUCUGCUGCGCGGAAGCGCUGUCGCUGGAGUCGUGUACUACACCCAGAGUGUUGGCAUCUGGGGCAGCACGGACAAGACCGAUAAGCUGUACAACAACGUCAAAUCGGAGCUCUGCCCGUACGUCCAAAAGGCGAAGAAACAGCUGCCGUUCGAGGUUCCUCAGCUGCCCAAGUCCGGAGAGAUCCGAUUCCUGGCAAAGCACUACUAUAACGAGGGCGUCAAGAGCUCCUUCCGCUUCGUUCACAUGCUGCCCUGCUACGCCGGCCGGGGCCUGAAGAAGAUUAAGGACACCUUCGAGGACUUUGCCAAGUCACCGGCAAUCACCGGCGGUGAAACCGGUGCGGCGAAAUAAUCCACUUUGGGAGGCUGUUUUCGUGUUAGCUCAUAGUUAGCCUAUUGAAUAAUGUCUGUGUAAAGUUUACGGAUCCGUAGUCCAGCGGAUCCAUGACGAAAAAACUGUUUUUGGCGUACUUAAACGCAUCGAGCUGGAACUUCCAGUUCAGAAAUACAAAAAUUUACGUGGUAAGCGGCUAAGAUCGCGCUAAAA